CAUGCGCAGUAGUGUCAAUGUCAGUCCUCUGAAGAAUGCUGUGUAUGACACGGUUAGUCCUAGGGGCUGGGGUUACCGGGUUGCCAUCCCGUGGCAAAGCCUCCCUAGCUGCUAAAAUGGCACAGUACCGGAAGAUGCGGAAACCAACAACACCACAGAACUGGACAGUAGAUUAUCGGGAGCGAUACAUCCCUUUUUCCAAGGAGCAGCUGGUUAAUACUCUACUGAAGGAGUUCCACUCCUCCAGCCACACAGAGAGAGUCUCAUUCCUGGCAUUUGUCUCUCAAGUGGACGCCUCCCUUCUGUACCACUACCACUCUGUCCUUGAGCAACUAAAGGGUCUCUAUGAACCUAUCAACCCCGACCAGGAUACGCUGCAAGAGACCUCUUUGACGGAUGCCGAACGGUUAACAAAAGAAAAGGAUGUUUUGGGGAAGUUGGAACCAUUGCUGGACCAGGCGAAUUUCAACAGUCUGUCAGAGGAUACACUGGCAUAUGCCCUGGCGGUCAACCACCCUUAUGAUGAAGUCCAGGUGUCUGUGAAUCUCGAUCAGUACGAGUACAUACAGUUCUGGGCUCUCGGCCAACGCAUAGGCCCACUGCGUGUGAUGACGACCCUUCAGGCCCAGAGGGGCUUUUUUGGCACAUCUCCUCGGAUUCCUGCAGACAGGCAUUAUUUCAAGAGGGUGGUGGUGGCUGCCCGGACCAAGAAUGCACACCUGGUGCUGAAGUGCUUUAAAGACAUCCCACUGGAGGGCUUGGAGCAGCUCCUGCCGGCCGUCAGAGUCCGCACGUCCAUCUUAUACAGGGCCCUCCUCAACAGCAUGCUGAUAGUGAGCGGUUUGGCCGUCUUUGUCAAUGUGGGCAUGGUGGUCCUUACCGACCUCAAGAUCGGCACCGCCUCCCUGCUGCUGUUCUUUGCUGCCUUUAUGGCUUUCCGGGCUUGGAAGGUCUUUGGCCAGCGGAGGAACGUUCAUGCCCUUGAGCUGGUGCAUAUGCUGUAUUACCGCAGUACGUCCAACAACUCAGAACUGCUAGGCUCUCUUAUUCUGCGGGCCCAAGAAGAACAUGCAAAGGAGGUCAUCUUGGCAUACAGCUUCCUUAAGCAGCAGCACCACUUGAAGGAGGAUGCAGACUUCAAACCUGUUGAACACCUGCAGCAAGAUGUGCAGGAGUGGUUACAUCUCCGCUCUGGGCUGGACAUAACCUUCUGUGCUGAACGUGCCUGCAAGCAUCUGAAGGAGUUGGGAGUGCAAGGUUGCAGGCCCCCCCAUGGUUAAGAUCAACCCUAUGACUGGUUGGGAAACCCUUAAAAUUAUUUUAGACGGCACUUUUGGUUCGAAAAGGUGAGCACUCUUGAGAAGUCCCUAUUACUAAGCAUACCAAGCUUACAACGCAUGAGUAUUGGAAGAUUUGUUUUUUUCCAAGGCAUUAUGGAAAAGGUGUCCCAAGGUGUGCUGUUGAUGCUGCAUGGGUACCCAUGUUUUUUUUAACUGUUGUUCUUCUGUGGAUGCAUAUAUUGUAAGGCAAAGCAUAAACACACCAUGGGGUAUACAUUUCAGUUGGUGUACAUCAUAGCGAAGAGGCCAACUUGUAUCUCAAACACUGUUAUUUGGUGGGAGGUGGGAAGGAACUGCUUUUAAAAUUUCCCAACUCUUUUUUUUUCUUUUAAUGCAAAGCACUUCUAUGGUAUACUGCUUUUUUUCCUUUCUCUGAGGAAUGAGCGGUUUCUUACAGGGCUGUUUACAUUGAAAUGAGAGUGGCACAAAGCAAUGAAUCUCUUGCAUUUAGUGCAAGAUGGGCUUUAAAACAUCCCUUGCUCUCCUGUUGGGAACAGGGUUUUUUCCCCUCUUAGUAAUUUCUGAAGCACUUUGAAAUGCUUGGUGGUACACUUGUGCUUUGCCUGAAAGACUGUACUGCACAAUAGAUUCCUCUUUGUUCUCAUUUUGAAGAGAAAAGAGAGUCUGAAAGACAAAGUGUGUGGUCUUGGUUAAAUCAAUAAGUUCAGGCAACGCUUCAAGUUGUGAAAGAGAUGCUGUGCAUGGCCCAGAGAUGCUUUUUUCCAUAUUAUUGCUUCACCUAUUCCAGGGAUAGGCCUCCUGUAGUGGAAAGCAGGUUCCAAGACGGAACCUUGAAAUGAAAAAUUUAAGUCCCAGUGGAGAUCUGAAUUCUGCCCUCCUGCAUGCAAGUCCCAAUAAUCAUGGUUUAUGUGCCGAAUGUUCCAGAUUCAGACCCUGGCAUGUCCAGCUGAAAGAAGUUCAAGAGAAGCAGGAAUUGGGAGACCCUUCUCUAGCUGUGACCUUGAAGAGCCACUGCUGGUAUAGACAAUACUAAGUUUAAAUGGACCAAUGGUGUGGCUCUGUCUAGGACAGCAUCAUACAUUUGUCCACUGGCCCAUACUUUUUAUCCUGUCUUCCUACAAUUGAGCUAGCACUUUACAGUGGUUAUUUGAUAUUCCAGAAAUCUGCAGAUGUGUCAAGAGGAGUUUGGGGGAGCAAGGCGGAUGAUUGAUGAUAGGUUUAAAAUAAGAUGGGCAUAUUUAUCCACUUGCUGCACGUAGUAUGUGUGUAUAUAGUGACAUCAAGUCGCAGCUGACUUAUGGGGACCCCUGCUGGGGUUUUCAAGGCAAGAGACUAACAGACGUGGUUUGCUAUUGCUUUGCCACUACAUAGCGACCCUAGUCUCCCUUGGUGGUCUCCCAUCCAAGCACUAACUGGUGUUGAGUCAACUUCUGAGAUCUGAUAUGAUUGCCCUAGUCCAGGCCAUCAAGGUCAGGGUGCUGCACAUAAAAAUCUUUCCAAUUUGACUCUUAAGGAAGCUACCUCUGCAAAUGACUUUCCUUUUCUGCCUCACUGGAGUGAAGAUGUUGUUAUUUUGCUCCUGGCACAUGUAAGAUAAAGUAGCCCUUUUGUUCCCGUGAAUAUAAUGUUUGCUGCUGGCUGCGUGAAACAGAAAUCCUGGGGCCCUGGCAGUUUCCCAAGAGCUGCAUGGCUGCCUUUGCCCUCUCCCCUCAAGGGACAAGAAAAGCAGCAUUUGGUAUAAUUGGUUUUCAUUACAUGGGGUCUCCUAAAAGGGAGUUGUCUAGGAAAUCCUCCAAUGGAGAAAUGAAUGUGAUGUAAAGCUGAGUCAAGCAAAAGCUGUUUGUAAUUAUAACAGUUUUCUCUUUCCAGCGAGUUUGCAGCAAACCCCAAAAAGAAACCUUGUAGCACUUUAAACACUAACAAAAUUCUGGAAGUGUUUGUGGGCUGGAGCCUGUUUUGUCAGAUGCAGGAAGUGAAAUCUGUCAGAACAAAUAUAUACACAACACAGGGAAAAUAGGGAAAUAUGAAGAAUGGCAUAAAAGGCUACAAAAUACAGGAGGUAUAGCUUGCACUGUUUUGUCAAUUUAACGCUCACAGAGGCUAAGAAAGCUGUUGGAUAUGUUUUAAGCUCUGGUUAAUGCACCUGAACCUGUUUAAUUCUUAUGCUUUUGUACAAUAUGUCCACUCAAGGUUAUCAAUCACUGAUUGGUGUGUGUAGUGGUAGGAAGGGACAGACAGCGCUGUGCAACUUUCCAGAAGCAUGGACCUGUUUUUAAGAGAAGAGACUGUUUUUUUUAUGUCCAUAGUCCAGGCCGAGUCUUAAAAUAUUGCUGAUUGCCCUUUUCUAAAUCUGUAGGAAAUCAUGCUGGCUUGAGGAAGUGCGUGAACUGUAUCUUCAGUAUAAUAAAG
This is a messenger RNA of Eublepharis macularius, 3710 nucleotides long. RefSeq names its product transmembrane protein 143 (gene TMEM143). Bases 36 to 1280 code for a protein of 414 amino acids. Gene Ontology annotation, cellular component: mitochondrion. NCBI's taxonomy places the organism in Eukaryota, Metazoa, Chordata, Lepidosauria, Squamata, Eublepharidae. The transcript has 8 exons. The record is from RefSeq and is a predicted model, not a curated record.